Molecule: messenger RNA, 1793 nt
Organism: Triticum aestivum (bread wheat)
Lineage: Eukaryota; Viridiplantae; Streptophyta; Magnoliopsida; Poales; Poaceae
Product: 2-oxoglutarate-dependent dioxygenase 19
Exons: 2
Coding region: 179-556 (125 amino acids)
Source: RefSeq, a predicted model, not a curated record
GCCAGACAUGAUCGCACCCGAAAAAUAUCUUGAGGAAGAGCCAAACGAGCUGGACUUGCAUGUCCAGCACGGAACCAUUGUACGACGUACAGACAGUGGACCGGCAAAUUAAGCCACGUCAACCACCUGCGCAUGACCGCCACAGAUCUUUCCUCUGCUAUGCCUCCACGGCACAAUCAUGGCCUCUCCUCCUCGCUCCCCUGGCCAAUCGAGCGGACCGUGCAGUGAGGACGGCAUCCCCGUCGUCGUUUUCGCCGUCCUCCACAACGGCGACACCGGCGAACGGUCGCAGGCGGUCCGGCACCUCGGCCAGGCGUGCCAAGACUGGGGCUUCUUCCUGGUGACCAACCAUGGGGUGCCCGAGGCUCUCUGGAGGGCGAUGAUGGACGCGUGCAAGAAGCUGCUCACCCUACCGCCGGAGCAGAAGCAGGUGCACAUGGAUGUCGGCCCGAUGGACCCCGUGCGCCAUGAUCGCGGGAAAGGCGGCGAUCGGCGGGGAAGGGCGGCGAUCGGCCGGACGGGGCGACAUUGGAAUGGGCCGCAUGAUCAACGCUAGGUCGUGGGUCUUUUUUCGCGCGACGGAAGGGGGAUCGGCUCGAGCCAUGUGCUCGGCUCUACCUAUAUGGGCACGACGCAUAUGGCGCGGGAUACGUUAAGCACCGUAUGCCCAAAAUACCCUAGGAACAUGCGGCCAACCAUCAUAUGCUCCAUAUCGGUGUGCCGUUGAAAUGAAUAUCAAAAUCACAUAGCCAAACCACCUGCAAAUUAAAAAAAAUCACAUAGCCAAAGAGAUACUACUAAUAAAGUAGGUAACUUGCAAAGGAUUACAUAGUUUUUACAAAAAAACAAUCUAGACACAUUAGGAGGAACAGAGCUAAUGAUUGUUCCUCUUGGGGGUGACUAGGAUCCUUACCUCAGCAAUUCAUCAACUGACCGAGUGAAAAUUCUGAACAUGUCUCUUGGGAAUCAUCGUACGAGUCCCUAAAAUAACAUUUCUUACUCUACCUUAAUUAGUUGGUCCAUCAUCGUCAGAAACAUCAUACAAGCAUAUGUCUCUAGGAUCCACUUCAUCUCAGAACCUUUUGGCUCCAUAUUUCGUCGCCUAUCCAACUGUUGAGGCAAGAGCUUCUAACUUCUAUUGACAUGCAAGUCGUUUUGGUGCUUAAUGCCAGGAAGCCAUUGGCAUAUUGUCUUUGCAUGUCUGUAAUCGGGACAUCACCAUGUCUUUAGAGUAUAGGGAUUAGUCAUGAAGUGGCUUCGCCAGAACGGUACUAUCAUAAUGUAAUGCAGGAGCUCCCGAUGCCUCUGAAGCCUACCAUGCGGAAGUUGUGGAAGUGCAUCCUAUGGUACGUACGACCUAUUCAUCUCGGAUGAGCUGCUUGCUUGCAGCCUCGCUUCUCUUUUAUGGACCGGAAGGAGAUCCAAAUCGACACCAAAUUAAUGUGGAUGUACUGUUUGAUUCCUUGCAAUUAUUCAGAAUCUGUUGCCAGGCUAUAUACUCCAGUUGUUUGGAUACUCGCCAUAGCUAGUGUGCGCGUGCAGGGGCUUGGGCCGAAUUUAUGGAGGGACAAAUGGGCUGGAGGGGCAAGAAACAUGCUAUUAGGCUGAUUUUAACUCGACAUAUGAGCUGAAUACUAGGGGAUACUCCCUCCGUUCGGAAUUACUUGUCGCCAAAAUGGAUGUAUCUAGAUGUAUUUUAGUUCUAGAUACAUCCAUUUUCGAGACUAGUUCUAGAUACAUCCAUUUCCGAGACAAGUAAUUCCGAACGGAGGGAGUAUUUGCUAACUUUCUCA